GAAAUCAACGGAAGCUUCAACAAACCCGUGUGACUGAAACUUGUGUUAGCAAGACACCGUAUAAGGAUGAGGGUAUACGCAUUGUAUUAUAUAACUGCGUGUCUGUGUGUCUCCCAUGUGCUGAGUGCAAAACUUGGUGAUGAGAAAGAAUUGGAGAAACGCAAUGAUCAGUCUUUCUAUCUGGACUUAGAGGACACCGGUUCUCGUAUCAAAAUAACAACACCGAUCCCAGAUAUGAGUGAAGUCAGUUAUUGCAUAUGGAUGAAGUCGACUACUAAUAAUGAUGGUACUUUGAUGUCUUAUGCUGUACCUAAUGAUGCCAACGAGCUGCUUUUGUUAGACUAUGGUAAUCUGAAAAUAUAUAUCAAUGAUCGUUAUGCAGAAACAACUGGCGUUGCUAUCAACGAUGGCAUAUGUCAUCAUAUCUGCUUCACUUGGACAUCUACAACUGGGCAUUAUAAGUUGUACGUCGAUGGAGUGGUAGUAGCCGAUGGUACAAAAGCACAAGGAGUCACGCUUGAGGGGGGCGGAAGCCUAUACCUUGGACAAGAUCAAGACAUAGUUGAUGGGCACUUUUCUAAUUUCCAAGCGUUUAUUGGACAAAUCACGCAAUUCAAUAUGUGGGGGCGUGUUCUUAGUGCACAGGAAAUAAGUGCUCAACUCGGCAAUGGUGAUAUUUAUACAUGGGACUUUUCAACCCUUAGUAUAACAGGAACUGUGACACAGAGAUUUCUAGAUAUCUGUGAUGGUGGGGCUGUUAAAUGUGAUCCUCAUUUUACCACGUUGGAUGGUCGACAUUACAGUCAUCAGGGGGUAUGUUGGUACACGCUGGUAAAAGACUGCUCCAAUGUCAAACCAGAUUUCAAAAUCAUUGCUAAAUUUGAACCUCGUGAAGAUAACACCAGUGGUGAAAUCAAAACUAGAGUUGUGGCUAUCAAUAUUACUGUUGGUGAUGAAUAUGCCAAUGUGGACAGACUAGACAUAGUGACAGGAAAAACGAAUAGUUUGUCAAAAUCGGAAAUCAUACAAGCCGUAGAAACUGAAGAAAAGAUAAUUUUGAGUUUCACAUUGAAAAAUACUGUAUUCAAAGUGGAUUGGACAUUGCGAAAACACAUCUUCACCAUUGACAUUUCUGGCUCUGAUUAUCGUGGCAAGCUGUGUGGCUUAUUGGGUAAUUACAAUGGUGAUAGCCAUGAUGACUUCCAGAAGCCUGAUGGUACUAUUGCUGAUAACGCCAUUGAUUUUGGUGAGAGUUGGAAAGUGCUUGGGACAUCAUGUUAAUGUGGGUGUCCUUUCACAGUUACUCUCAAGCCCCAGAGAAUGUUGGUCAAGUAAACGGUGUUGUGACAUUGUCAGUUUUAAAUUAAUAUUUAAAAGUAGAUGAAUUCAAGACUUGGGUUAUUGGUUAUAAUGAGUUAUAUGUAUUAGGGUUUAAUUCAAAUAAACGGGUCAAAAGGCAA
Molecule: messenger RNA, 1460 nt
Organism: Saccoglossus kowalevskii
Lineage: Eukaryota; Metazoa; Hemichordata; Enteropneusta; Harrimaniidae
Product: C-reactive protein
Source: RefSeq, a predicted model, not a curated record